AUGGAUCCCGCAUUCGAUAAACAGCCAAACCAAAAGAAAAGAAUCACCGUUUGCGAUACUCUGCUUCAAAAGGAUCAAGCCCAACUUGAAGCUCACAUCAAAGAGAAGGCGCUGUUGACUUACAAACAACAAGCAAAAACGCUCCAGGUCAAAGCAGUUUGUUCUCUUGUCCGAGGGCGCAAUACUUUUGUUUUGGCUGGAACUGGUUUCGGAAAAAGUCGCAUUGCCGAAAUGUACUUCCGAUUGUUUGACAAGAAGAAAAAGCCUGUCGUGUUGGUACUAAACCCCUUGGACGCACUCAGAGAUAAUCAGGUUAUGGAAAAGAAGCAAGCUGGGUUCACUGCUGUUAAUCUGACAAAAAUGCAGUUUAAAGCGAAAAUAGCAAGAAAGAUUGUAGCUGGGUUUUUCAAUUUUGUUUAUCUGAGUCCUGAGGUGUUUCUCAACAACAGCCUGUUCAAGGAGGUGUACUACAACCCCGAUUUUCAGCAUCGAUUGGCCACAAUUGUUAUUGAUGAGGCGCAAAUGAUCUACACAUGGGGCCUAGUUGCUAGCGGCAAGGCAAAGAAGAGCUCUUCUCAUGGCCGAACCGAAGAUGUUGCUGUAUUUCGUCCAUCGUAUGGCGAAUUGGCUGCCCAGCUGAAUGCCACCGAGGGAGUUCCGCUUCUUCUAUUAUCGGCGACCUGCAGGCCCAUAGCUGUUGACUCGAUACUCAAAAACCUAAGAAUUACUGAAGACAAUAUCACUUUCGUCAAAGCAGAAUUGACCCGACCCGAAAUCAGAAUCUUGCGCUUACCCAUGAAUCACUCUUUGAAAUCGUGCCAUGACCUCAUUCCCGUGAUCGAACUCCAGGGAACACGCAGUAAAAACAUUGCGCCAACGUUAAUCUACUCAGGUCAGCGAAAUGCCACAUUUCAAGUGAUGAAGAAUGUGAACAAGGCGCGCGGUACGCCAGGUGCGGAAUACAACCCUCGAAGCUCAAUGAUACGUCGUUACCACGCGAAUACAGGCGAUUAUUCUAAAGCGGAUGCAGUCGAAAAGUUUACUAGCGGAAAAUUCCCAUACAUCGCCUGCACAAUGGCCCUCGGAUUAGGCCAGAAUUGGAAACAAGUACGGAAAGUGAUCCACAUGGGACGAGCAGACCCCUCAAAUAUUUGUCAAAUGAUCGGUCGCUGCGGUCGAGAUGGUCGACCCGGCCUUGCUAUCCUGUUUAUGGAGAAGAAGCAAAAAAAUGGGAAGAAUUGUGUUGACGAUUUUUUGAAUGUAAAGGAACAAAAUAAUGAUAACCGCAUGGAUGCAUUAGCAAUCACGCCGGUUUGUCUGAGAAUUGCUUUCUCUCUUGAUAAUUUAUGCGGGCAUAUUCCUAUGUCUAAAGACGACUUGAGAUACUUACAUGAGGAGCAGCGUGAGAUUGAACAGGGAUUUCCAAAAUGCCGAUGCUCAAACUGCGAUCCUGAAGGAGCUAUAACGUUAUCACAAAACAUCUGUAGACUUACCAACAAAAACUUCUCGGAUGUUGUGAAUGAUAAAGAAAAUUUGCCCAGACCUACUAUCAAUCCAUUCGUUCAAAAGAAAACCCGCCAACCCUGCAAGCCAGCACCAAAAGAAUUGACCUCUGUGCUUAAAGAAUUCUCAGUUCAUCUCGUCAAGGCGUUCGAGGUGUUUUUCUGGAAGAAAUUCCCAAAAUCGGCUUCUUUCCUUCCUGAAGACCUUUUUGGUUUAGAUCGGGCGCAUUCGAUUGCUCAACAUGUAGCUACCAUUGAACGGCCUCAAGACAUCUUGAAAGAUCUGGGUGGUGCUCCUGUACAUGGACAACUUGAUCUUAUCUAUGAAUGUGUUGUGAAAUUUCGACAAGGAGACCGCUUUGAUCAACACCUCCGAGAGGAAAGCGACCGUAUCAACAAAUUAAAUAACGAGAAGAACCAGAAGAGGGUAGAAGCUAAUGCCAGAGCCAGAGGAAAGCGAGAUCUAGCUAAUCGCGAAACAAAAGACGAAACUAUGCACCGGUUGGCAGCAGAAGAAAAAGAUCGAUCAGAAAAACGCAUCGCGGCCGAGAAGAAAAAAGAAAAGACAAUUGAAAGAGAGAAAGCAGCAGUGAAGAAAAAAGAAGAUUCAAAGAGGAAGUGGGAGAACGACAGGCCGAUCUUAGAAGGUUUCAAAAGGCAAGCAUUGGAAGCUGCAGCAAACAGAGAAGUGGUGGAACAGGAAGCUUUAGCAGGCCCUUCAGGAAAUGGCCGGGGAAGAGGUCGGGGACGAGUCAAAGGAAGAGGUGGGAUGGUCACCUCACGACGAGGUAGAGGGAAAAAAAAAUAA
This is a messenger RNA of Puccinia graminis f. sp. tritici CRL 75-36-700-3, 2310 nucleotides long. RefSeq lists its product as uncharacterized. The record is from RefSeq and is a predicted model, not a curated record. The coding region runs from base 1 to 2310 and encodes 769 amino acids. Gene Ontology annotation, biological process: double-strand break repair via homologous recombination. Gene Ontology annotation, molecular function: 3'-5' DNA helicase activity; four-way junction helicase activity; ATP binding. Gene Ontology annotation, cellular component: cytoplasm; chromosome. NCBI's taxonomy places the organism in Eukaryota, Fungi, Basidiomycota, Pucciniomycetes, Pucciniales, Pucciniaceae. The transcript is spliced from 4 exons.